Gopherus flavomarginatus (Mexican gopher tortoise) is the source of this 500-nucleotide messenger RNA. It is a transcript of the gene GNRH1, whose product is annotated as gonadotropin releasing hormone 1. The transcript has 4 exons. Gene Ontology annotation, cellular component: extracellular region. The record is from RefSeq and is a predicted model, not a curated record. Gene Ontology annotation, molecular function: gonadotropin hormone-releasing hormone activity. Lineage: Eukaryota; Metazoa; Chordata; Testudines; Testudinidae. Gene Ontology annotation, biological process: multicellular organism development. The coding region runs from base 96 to 374 and encodes 92 amino acids.
UGAAAAUGCAGCAAAGCAUUUUAAAUGUCUUGUAACAUAUGACUCUUAUUUAGGUGGACCAAGGAAAAUAUAAUCUGGAAAAAGUCUUAAACUUAAUGGAGAAGACCAGGAAGCUCUUUGUAAGGUUCCUCAUAUUUAUUCUGUCUGUGGAGAUUUGCUUGGCGCAACACUGGUCUUAUGGCCUGCAACCGGGAGGAAAGCGGGAUGCUGAAAAUCUGGUAGAAUCAUUCCAGGAGAUUGCUAGUGAAAUGGAAAAAAUAGGUGAACUGCAGCAUUUUGAAUGCACUGGCCCACAUCAGCGCUCCAUGCUUGGUGGUCUGAAGGGAGCUCUGGCAAGUCUGAUUGAAGGAGACGUGGGGCGAAAGAAGAUCUGAAUUCAUGAAGGCAAAUGGAACAAAGGACCCGUUACUGUAACGUUUCAAAGCAAUGAUUUAGCUCUAAGGUCUGACCUCUGUUUGGAUUACAGUGUCAUGUGCAUAAAUGUUCAAAUGCAAAAACCA